Molecule: messenger RNA, 2497 nt
Organism: Brassica napus (rape)
Lineage: Eukaryota; Viridiplantae; Streptophyta; Magnoliopsida; Brassicales; Brassicaceae
Product: metal transporter Nramp5-like
Exons: 4
Coding region: 735-2333 (532 amino acids)
Biological process (GO): metal ion transport
Cellular component (GO): membrane
Molecular function (GO): cadmium ion transmembrane transporter activity; manganese ion transmembrane transporter activity
Source: RefSeq, a predicted model, not a curated record
UUUAUUAGUAUUUUACAAAAAAUCACACUUGUACGUGAUUGAACCGUUUUCAUAAAUAUACACGCCUACAAAUUUUAUUUUCACUGUGCUAAAAAUUUCAUAAAAGAUUUUCAAAAAUAAUAUGUAUGCUUGUUAAGACCAUCUCCAAUAGUUCACCAUAUUUUUCAUUUUAAAAUAGUGUAACUCUAUAAUAGAGUUGUGAUAUACUCCAAUGAUACUAUAUUUUAGAAUGGAAAAUAAAAUUAUGAACAAACAAAAAAUAACUUAAAAAGAGUAUCAUUGGAACAUUUUUACUUUAAAUUCUACUUUAGAGUGGAAAAAAAAGAAUGGGUUGGAGAUGUCUUAAUAAAUCAAAUUUUCUGAGACUUCAACUCCAUAUAAAAACAUUAAUGAGUUUGUAAUUAAAUUAUUGGACUUCCACCAAGUUAUGCAUUUUAAUUGGCUUUGCUUGAAAACUGCUUAGCUUUGGUAUGAUUCUGUACCGGUUGAUGAAUAUCUAUAAUUUAACCGGUUCCGGUCUAUGGUUUGUUCAGCUUAUUUUCUUUCAGUCCGUAAAAAUCUCUAAACCAAUAAUUAUUCUGCUAAAUUUCGUGAAGAAACAACUAAUAAUAGAAAUUACUGACAACAUUUAUAAUUCAUUUUUUUUAGAAAAUCGAUUUUUUGUUUUGACAUUUGACUUUUCUUGACUAAAUCACAAUCGUCACAAACGCCAAAAGAAUAUUCCGUUACAAAACAUGACGGAUCCAACCGUUUCCCGCCAAGUGAACAGCCCUUUGAAACGUAACGAAAGUAACGGCGAGUUCAAACGUCUCCUACUCCCCGAAACCUCUCAAUCCGACGAUCCCAACGAAUCACCGGCGGAGCCACCGGAGAAUCAGGUACUGACCGUAGAAGAAGAGGAGGGAGAAACCACCUUAGAGUCAGUUCCUCCGUUCUCGUGGGCGAAGCUAUGGAAAUUCACGGGACCUGGGUUUCUAAUGAGCAUCGCGUUUCUAGACCCUGGAAACAUCGAAGGGGAUCUACAAGCCGGAGCCGUGGCGGGAUACUCGCUUCUGUGGCUUCUUCUAUGGGCCACGCUAAUGGGACUUCUCAUUCAGCUUCUCUCGGCUCGGAUCGGUGUGGCGACGGGUCGGCAUCUGGCUGAGAUAUGUCGUAACGAGUACCCGUCGUGGGCGAGGAUACUGCUUUGGUUCAUGGCGGAGGUUGCUUUGAUCGGAGCUGAUAUUCAGGAAGUCAUCGGAAGCGCGAUCGCUCUUCAGAUAUUGACACGUGGGUUUUUACCUAUUUGGGCUGGUGUUAUCAUCACCUCGCUUGAUUGCUUCUUGAUUUCGUAUUUGGAGAAGUGUGGAAUGAGGAAACUAGAAGGUCUUUUCGCGGUUUUGAUCGCAACAAUGGCUCUUUCCUUUGCUUGGAUGUUCAAUGAAACUAAGCCGAGCGGAGAAGAACUAAUCAUAGGUAUUCUAAUUCCGAAGCUCGGAUCAAAGACAAUCAGACAAGCUGUUGGAGUAGUGGGAUGCGUAAUAACGCCUCACAAUGUGUUCUUGCAUUCCGCUUUAGUGCAGUCCAGGAAGACCAACCCAAAGGACAUACACAGAGUUCAAGAAGCUCUCAACUACUACAACAUCGAAUCAACGGCCGCGCUUUUCGUCUCUUUUAUGAUCAAUCUCUUUGUAACCGCGGUUUUCGCUAAAGGGUUUUAUGGAACCAAGCAAGCUGAUAGUAUAGGACUGGUUAACGCAGGACAUUACCUACAGGAGAAGUAUGGCGGCGGGGUUUUCCCCAUACUUUACAUCUGGGGGAUCGGUUUGUUAGCUGCUGGACAAAGCAGUACCAUUACAGGAACUUACGCUGGACAGUUUAUAAUGGAAGGGUUCUUAGAUCUUCAGAUGGAACAAUGGCUAUCAGCUUUUAUAACAAGAAGCUUUGCUAUUGUGCCAACUAUGGUUGUAGCUCUUAUGUUCAACACAUCAGAGGGGUCGCUUGAUGUUUUAAACGAAUGGCUUAAUAUUCUUCAGUCGAUGCAGAUUCCUUUCGCUGUUAUUCCUCUUUUGACUAUGGUUUCUAAUGAACAUAUCAUGGGUGUCUUCAAAAUCGGACCUUCGCUUGAGAAGCUAGCGUGGACCGUGGCGGUGUUUGUCAUGAUGAUAAAUGGGUAUCUUCUUCUUGAUUUCUUCAUGGCUGCAGCGAACGGGUUUUUUGUUGGGUUACUGGUUUUUGCUGGAGUAGUGACAUACGUCAGUUUCAUCAUUUAUCUUGUUUCCUAUAGAAGCUCACAAUCUUCUUCUUGGUCGAGCUUAGAAAUGUCACAGAGAGUUGUUUCCACAGAGACGUAGAAAACCAACAAAAAAUCUGACUCUAGACUUUUUCAGCCCUACACAUACAUCUAAGCAAAGACAAAAGCGGUUUGGUCGGUUUUGAGUUGAUGGUUCUGCUGCAUUUGUGCUCGAUGGCUGGAUUUCAGACAGUAGACCAGUGGUAACUGAGUUGUGAGAUUAGG